AUGAAUUUGAGAAGAAAUAGACCUGGGACUAAAGCUGCUGAUCUCUGGAAUUGGUAAGAGAAUAUCUAAUCUUUAUAUGACAAAUAGGGAGUAGGAAGACAUUUCAAAUAUGAAUGGGCCUUUUGCAGUUCAAGAAUACCUGCAAGAAUUGAUAAGUAAUUAUUCAUUACCAGUACCGAAUUAUUUAUUUCAAUGAUAGGAAACGAUCCCUCUCUAAUCAAGAAAAUUUGUGAGCCACCAAAAGAGGUAGAUGAAGCAGUUUGGUAAUAUGAGCACAUCAGAUAAUUUAUCCUGGAGCUAAAUUUAUUGGUUGUUUAAUUGCAAGGCAUUUGCACAACUAAAUCCUGCCCUAAAAUGAAGGCUACCGAUGAAUGGCUGUAUUUGUGUGCUUCACAUAAAGCUCCUUAGGAGUGCUCAGCUAUUGACUACAUGAUACACUCUCUUGACAAUUCAACGAGUCUCAUACACAAUAAUAAAAACUUCAACUCCCGUGUCUCAAUCCCAGCUGCAAGUACCAAGCAUCUGUUUUCCAUUGUGAGAAGAUUAUACAGACUCUUUACUCACACAUAUUUCCAUCACCCAGAUAUUUUCUCUGACUUUGAAGCAGAGAUGCACUUAUGUGCUAGAUUUACAGAGUUCGCCAAGCGAUUCAAGAUGAUGAACCAAGAACUCUUUAUUAUUCCAGAUGAAGCACUUCAAAUAUGA
Messenger RNA from Stylonychia lemnae, 705 nucleotides. The record is from the annotation of a GenBank genome assembly. Lineage: Eukaryota; Ciliophora; Spirotrichea; Sporadotrichida; Oxytrichidae.